CCAGUAGGUACCAGCUCUGACGUGAUCCCUCUCCCUCGCCCUCCAUCCAUCCACCUCCACGAACCUCACUGUUGCUGUAAAGCGCCCUGAGAUAGCCGGCAUGCCGCGACGUCCACCGGCUGUGGAUGACUACGCAUCUGCAGUGCCUAAUGUCAUUCUUGCAUCCACCGACUCCGACUUCGUCGACCAGUUGAUCCCAGUCCUGAAAGACGCUACCCACUCAAAUCGAACGGCCCUCUUGAACCAAUGUCUCAGUCGGUACUAUGAAGACCGCGAAGCAGAUAUCGAACGCAUCGGACUUACGAAACAUGAGGAGUUCCUCGACUCUGUCAACCGCCUCCAACAUGUUCGCGAGGGCACCGUCACCCUGACUGCCGAAAUCCUCAAACUCAACCAAUCCAUUCAGUCCAGCACCGAGAAGUUGGCCGAGCAAAAGGGCGCUCUUGUCAACACCAAGGCUGUCCGUCAGAACAUUGCCGACGCAACAGACGCCCUCAAAGACUCCCUCAAGAUCCUCCACGCCGUCAACAACGCCCAUGAUCUAGUUCGCCGCAAGAAGUACUAUACGGCCCUCAAGUCUCUCGAAGAUCUGCAAAAUGAAUACCUCGUCCCAACAAUCCAGAAUCGCUACGCCACCCAGCACCGGCUGGCCGACGUCAUCCAGAAAUCCAUACCUGCCUCCCAAAAAGCCAUUUCCGAAGCUGCAAUGACCGACCUUAAUACCUGGCUGUUCCGUAUCCGUGAAACCUCCCAGUUUCUUGGAGAAGUGGCCUUCUAUCACACUGAACUGAGAAGGUCACGGCAGCGAACAAGGGUGGAAGAGGACGCCUUCCUUGCCAACUUCAAGCUGAACUCGGCCAUCGAACUUGUCAGUGAUGAAAACGAGGAGUUUGACGUGUUGGACAAUGAGGAGCUUCAGGUUGACUUCACGCCGCUCUUCGAAGCUCUCCACAUACACGAGGCACUGGGCCAAACGGACAAGUUUCGUUCGGAGUAUGGUGCUACCCGGAGACAGCAGAAGGAUUUGCUUCUCCCCAGUUCGGUUGACCUCUUGGCAGAGGAUGAGUCGUCUCUGAGUAGUUUCUUGGAGGGCAUAGCUGGAUUCUCCAUCAUUGAAAAGGCGACCAUGCGACGAGUGCCCCACUUACGUUCUGCGGCCGACGUUGAAGAGCUCUGGGAGUCGAUGUGCAGUGCUGCGAUAAAGCUGACAUCGAAGGCGCUCAAUAGUGUGACCAAUGCUGAGGUUCUGCUUAAGAUCAAGGGCUUCAUUGCCUUGUUUAUCCAAACGAUGGAGGGCUGGGGAUACACAGUCUCGAUGCUUGAUAAUUUUCUUCUUAUCCUCUUCGACAAGUAUGCCGAACUCUUGAAGCGCCGAUUUAGCGAAGACUUUCAGGAGAUUGUUUCGACUGAUGACUAUAUGCCGAUGGCCAUUAACUCUCCCGAAGAAUAUGAGAAGGUGGUGAAUGUCAGCUGGUUUACGCAGGAGAAACCAGCAGACGAACUCACAUUCCCCUGCGUUCUUCCAUUCUCUCAGAUGUACCCGCUCUGCUGUAUCGACAUUCGAAACUUUCUCAACCAGUUUUACUUCUUCUCCGAUGAUCACUUCCAACACCCAAAUGUUAUCGACGAAACCCUGAAGAAGUCUUUAGACGAGUUGCUCACCGAAAAGGUUUGCCAGUCCUUGGUCGAGCGCUUAAGCUCCCAAUAUCUGGGGCAGAUAGUGCAGAUUCUCAUCAACCUGGAGCAUUUUGAGAUAGCUUGUCAAGAGCUUGAACAACUGUUGAUCCGGGCGCGCUCAUCAACCUCAGCAGGCGGACCUCUCAAACUGAGCGCCACUGAACACUUUAGGAACAAUAAAAAAACCGCAGAGAAGCGCAUCUUCGAGUUGGUCAACUCGAAGAUUGAUGAUCUUGUGGACACGGCAGAAUACGACUGGACGGCUCCGACGGUAAUGAGUGAACCUAGCAACUACAUGCAGACUCUAACCCGCUAUUUAUCCAACAUUAUGGGCUCAACCCUGUUGGGUCUGCCAAGGGAGAUCAAGGAGUUGAUCUACUUUGAUGCACUGAGUCAUACUGCAAGCAAGAUCCUGGCGCUACCCCUGUCACCCGACGUGAAGCAUAUCAACCCCAACGGAGUCUCAGCUCUGGCACAUGAUGUGCAAUACCUCACAGAAUUUGUCGACAGUCUCGAAAACGGCCAGAUGCUGCGGGAGAAUCUCGAUGAGCUCCAACAAACGAUAAACUUACUCCAAUCCGACAACCAUGAUGAAUUCUUUGACAUUUCCUCACGGAAUAAGAAAUAUGGAAGAGUUGAUGCUCUCAAUGGGCCGAUACUGCUGGAAAAAUUGACACCUGUUACGCAGAGUCCCGCUAGAAGCGCGCCGCUGGCCAACUUCUCCUCACGAUUUGGUAUGAUGAAAUGAAAUAGAAACGAGACAGAAAGUCAUUCCGGAGCUGCCAGUGCUAGGGCAGCAAAUACAACAUCAGAUUUCAAG
Ilyonectria robusta is the source of this 2497-nucleotide messenger RNA. RefSeq names its product exocyst complex subunit Sec15-like-domain-containing protein. Gene Ontology annotation, cellular component: exocyst; membrane. Gene Ontology annotation, biological process: Golgi to plasma membrane transport; exocytosis; intracellular protein transport. Bases 101 to 2425 code for a protein of 774 amino acids. NCBI's taxonomy places the organism in Eukaryota, Fungi, Ascomycota, Sordariomycetes, Hypocreales, Nectriaceae. The transcript is spliced from 10 exons. The record is from RefSeq and is a predicted model, not a curated record.